Messenger RNA from Candidula unifasciata, 504 nucleotides. Lineage: Eukaryota; Metazoa; Mollusca; Gastropoda; Stylommatophora; Geomitridae. The record is from the annotation of a GenBank genome assembly.
AUGAACGCACUACUCAAUGAAUUCCCAUCUUCCCGCUUCACCAUCCUGGCUUUCCCCUGUAACCAGUUCGGCCAUCAGGAGCCAGGCAAGAACGGGACCGAGAUCUUGAACGGGCUCAAGUAUGUACGGCCUGGUCAUGGAUUCCAGCCUCACCCCAACAUGCACAUGCUGCAGAAGACAGCCGUUAAUGGAGAUCUGCAGCAUGGGCUGUACGGGUAUCUGAAGGCAUUCUGCCCACAGCCAAGCACUGCCCAGUUCAAUCCCCGAGAGAGUUUCUGGGAGCCCAUUCAAGUCAAUGACAUUACAUGGAACUUCGAGAAAUUCAUCAUUUCCCCAAGUGGAGUACCCCUGUAUCGUUUCCGGCCAAAGGUUGAGCCAUUUGACCUGAAGGAUCUAAUGAAGUUGCUCAUGGCUCCAUUGAAUAACCUCAAUGCCCAAACACAGGAGAUAAAGCUGCUUCUUAGCAGUUUAGAUAAUGUUUUGAUUAAGAGAGAUAAACAAUAA